Tyto alba (common barn owl) is the source of this 2732-nucleotide messenger RNA. RefSeq names its product terminal nucleotidyltransferase 2 (gene TENT2). NCBI's taxonomy places the organism in Eukaryota, Metazoa, Chordata, Aves, Strigiformes, Tytonidae. Gene Ontology annotation, molecular function: poly(A) RNA polymerase activity. Bases 211 to 1701 code for a protein of 496 amino acids. Gene Ontology annotation, cellular component: cytosol. The record is from RefSeq and is a predicted model, not a curated record. The transcript has 15 exons.
GCUCAGGGGCUGCUGAGGGUGCUGUUGAUUGGUUUUAGCUGCAGUUGGUGUGGGGAAUCGCUCGGUGACUAGCUGCGCCGCUCCGCGGGCCCGGCCCGGCCCGGCCCGGCCCAGCCCAGCCCCUCCCGUCCCGGCCUGGCCCGGCCCGGCCCGCCUGACUCCGCCCGGGCCCGCUGGAAAAGGAUACAUGUUAACUUCAGAUAAAGGAGCAUGUUCCCAAAUCCCUCCAAUGUGGGUUGUCCACCCUUCCCUCCAAAAAAUCAUCGACAGAGUAAUUUUGUAAAUAAGCCUCCUCUAAAUAGACUACCUACUCAUAGCCCUCACCAGCGAGUUUUUGAUGCUCAGUUUCAUUUUCAGAAUACACGGGCUUAUUUGUGUGGGAAUCGUGCAACUAUUCCAGCUGUUACACUGCAUCCAGUGACUUACGGAAAUGUCAGUUCAGCACAUACAGCUAAUGUCCCCAUGCCAUUCCAAGGAAGAAAGAGACUAAGUGAAGAAAGUGUUUCACCUGGUUUCAAACGGAGACGUCUUCAUUCAGACACUUCUGAAGCAACUGUAGUUAACCAAGCAGUGCCUUUACCAGAAAGACAUAGAUACUCCUUCCCAGAAUCAAUUCAGUUUCCAGUGUCCCAUGCACAUUACAGUCCAGGAAGUGUUCCUCUGUUGCAAGAUACUGUGUUUUCAGACCCUGUAGAAACCACACUCCCUGUGGCCAAAGAUAAGUUAAGUCAGCAGGUUUUGGAGGUGUUUCAAGCAUGUCAGCAACAGACCUGUGACUUGAACAGAAAGGAGCUCUGUAGGAUAGAACUCCAGAGAGAACUUCAGCAAAUUUUUCCACGGAGCAGUCUCGUUUUGGUUGGGUCUUCACUGAAUGGGUUUGCCACUCGUAGCAGUGAUGGUGACUUGUGCCUCUUGGUUAAAAAAGAACCAGUAAAUCAGAAGACUGAAGCAAGGCGUAUACUCAUCUUAGUCCAAAGACUCUUCAGUACUAAACUUUCAAGCUACAUUGAGCAACCUCAGCUGAUUCGAGCAAAAGUGCCAAUAGUGAAGUUCAGGGAUAAAGUCAGCUGUGUGGAAUUUGACUUGAAUGUAAACAAUGUUGUGGGAAUAAGAAACACAUUCCUUCUGAGAGCCUAUGCAUACACUGAGAAUCGAGUUCGUCCAUUAGUACUUGUUGUUAAGAAGUGGGCGAGUUUUCAUGACAUAAAUGAUGCCAGUCGGGGUACUUUAAGCAGCUAUAGUCUUGUGUUGAUGGUUUUGCACUAUUUACAGACCCUACCUGAACCCAUCAUUCCUUCCCUCCAGAAGAAAUACCCAGAAUCUUUUGAUCCUGCUAUGCAGUUGCAUCUUGUUCGUCAAGCUUCAAGUAACAUUCCUCCUUACCUCUCAAAAAAUGGAUCAAGCCUUGGAGAUUUGCUAAUAGGCUUCUUCAAAUACUAUGCCACAGACUUUGAUUGGAGCCAUGAAAUUAUUUCAGUUCGCGAGGCCAGAGCUAUUCCAAGACCUGAUGGUAUUGAAUGGAGAAACAAAUUUAUUUGUAUAGAAGAGCCCUUUGAUGGGACAAACACUGCUAGAGCUGUACAUGCAAAACAGAAGUUUGAUAUUAUUAAAGAUGAAUUUCUGAAGUCUUGGCAGGUAUUACAAGACACGAAAGACCUGAACUGUAUAUUACCCCUAAGUGCAACCACACAGAACAGAUAACCUUCUUUCACUUUCUUCUUAUUGGAUCCUGCUGAAAUGAAGAACAGUAUCAAAAUCAAGAAGCAGAUGCCCUGGGAAUUUUUAUGACAUGUUUUUUUCUGUAAACUUUUGUUAAGGAAAUAUUUUUAAGAAAAAAUGCAUAUUUUAUUAUCAUCAUUUGUUAGUACAGCAGUUGUUUCAAAGAUAUGUUUUCUGAAAAUGCCUGGGUAGUUGACUUCUAAAAGAAACUCAAAGCAGCAGACCACAAGGAUAAACCCAUUUCAAGGAAAGUACAGGAAUAUACUGACUUCUUGUUUCCAUAAUCUGUCUAAUUAUUAAUGAAAUUAAGACAUUCAGAGCUAAACAAUGUGCAAGUCUGACUAUAUCCUUAAGGACUUGCACACAGUACCCACUUUGUGAGGAACAGACAGCUCAUGCUUUACAUCUGCUUAAUUACAGUAAGCACUGUUGCUCAACUUGGCACUUUCCAGUUUUAUUUCCCUUUUACAUGGAAUAACAAGGAACAGUUUAUGAAAAUUAAACUAGAUUAUGGUUGGUAGUAUGCUCGAUAUCAAGAACUGUAAUCUGAACUGCAGUUCUAGGACAAGUCAAAAUAAAAAAGGACAAAUCAAUAUAUAUGAAUGUUUCAUAUUCACACAGUCUAGGCAAGAGGUUUUUUAGUGCUUCCUUUUACAUGUAUGAAGUACUAGUGAUGUCUGCUUUGGGGGGGGGGAAAAAAGGCACAAAAAUCCCCACCACAAAACCAAACAACCAAAAAAACCCCCACAAACCAAAAAACCUCCCAAACAAACCAAAACCAAAAUACCCCACAGACCUACGACUGCUACAAUAAGCCAGGUUUCUGUUUUAAUUUUGUGUAAAUAUUUGUAAAUGUCAGCUACUGUAAAUUGAAUUUAAAUAAUUAAUCUUGAAAAUUCUAUCUUUUUCAAAAUAAAGUUGUGAACACUCUUUAGACCUCCUGUAGCACAAUCUGUCCCUCUCAAGUAUUUGUUUAAGACCAAUUAAUUAUUAAAGUUUCACCAUUGAUGUCA